CGGGGCCGGAAGCGAGCGAAUCGAAAACGGGUGGCGGUCGCGGGCAGUUUGAAUUGGAGUCUGUUCUCCAGCCCGUGGAGCUGUACUAGGACCUGACUCUCUGAAGGGUUGGUUUCCUUUCCCUGCCAUCAAGUUCAUUUAUAAAUGUUUGAAUAAUAAAGAAAGGAGAGCAAAAUGAGCUGGGCUUUGGAAGAAUGGAAGGAAGGCCUGCCUACAAGAGCUCUUCAGAAAAUUCAAGAGCUUGAAGGACAGCUUGACAAACUGAAGAAAGAAAGGCAGCAAAGGCAGUUUCAACUUGAAACCCUGGAGGCUGCGUUACAGAAGCAAAAACAGAAGGUUGAGAAUGAAAAAACUGAGGGUGCAAACCUGAAAAGGGAGAACCAAAGCUUGAUGGAAAUAUGUGAAAAUCUGGAGAAGACUAAGCAAAAGAUUUCUCAUGAACUUCAAGUCAAGGAGUCACAAGUGAAUUUUCAAGAAGGACAACUGAACUCAAGCAAAAAACAAAUAGAAAAACUAGAACAGGAACUUAAAAGGUGUAAAUCUGAACUUGAAAGAAGCCAACAAGCUGCACAGUCUGCAGAUGUCUCUCUGAAUCCAUGCAUUACGCCACAAAAAAUUUUUGCAACUCCACUCACACCAAGCCAGUAUUAUAGUGGUUCCAAAUAUGAAGAUCUAAAAGAAAAAUACAGUAAAGAAGUUGAAGAACGAAAACGAUUAGAGGCAGAGGUGAAAGCCUUGCAGGCAAAAAAAGCAAGCCAAGCUAUCCCCCAAAGCACCAUGAAUCACCGGGACAUUGCCCGACAUCAGGCUUCAUCAUCUGUGUUCUCAUGGCAGCAAGAAAAGACCCCAAGUUGUCUUUCAUCCAAUGCUCUAAAAACUCCAAUUAGGAGAGAUUUCUCUGCAUCUCAUUUUUCUGGGGAACAAGAAAUGACUCCGAGUAGAUCAACUUUGCAAAUGGGGAAAACAGAUGCUAAUAGCAGUUUCUGUGAUAAUUCUAGCAAUUCUCAUCUUUUGGAUCAGUUAAAAGCACAGAAUCAAGAGCUAAGGAGCAAGAUUAGUGAGUUGGAACUACGUGUGCAAGGACAAGAAAAAGAAAUGAAAGGUCAAGUGAAUAAACUUCAAGAACUCCAGCUCCAAUUGGAGAAAGCAAAAGCGGAAUUAAAUGAAAAAGAGAAAGUUUUGAACAAAAGCAGGGAUGAACUAGUGAGAACAACUGCACAGUAUGACCAGGCAUCAACCAAGUGUACUGCUUUGGAACAAAAACUGAAAAAACUGACUGAAGAUUUGAGUUGUCAGCGUCAAAAUGCAGAAAGUGCCAAACGUUCUCUGGAACAGAAAAUCAAGGAAAAAGAAAAAGAGUUCCAAGAGGAGCUCUCCCGUCAACAGCGUUCCUUUCAAACGCUGGACCAAGAGUGCACUCAGAUGAAAGCCAAGCUCACCCAGGAGCUACAGCAAGCCAAGAACACACACAACAUCCUCCAGGCUGAACUGGAUAAAGUUACAUCUGUAAAGCACCAGCUAGAAAAAAAAUUGGAAGAGUUUAAGCAAAAGUUCAGCAGAACUGAACAGGCCUUACAGGAGAGUCAGACCAAGGAAAAUGAGCUGAGGAGAAGCAGCGAGGAAAUGACGAGGGAAAAGAGCCUCCUUAGCAGUCAGUCUGAGCAAAGGGCCAGAGAAGUCUGCCACCUGGAGGAAGAACUGAAGAAGGCCAAGCAGUGUUUGAGUCAGAGCCAGAAUUUUGCAGAAGAAAUGAGGGCCAAGAAUACCUCUCAGGAAACCAUGUUAAGAGAUCUUCAAGAAAAAAUAAAUCAGCAAGAGAAUUCCUUGACUUUAGAGAAACUGAAGCUUGCCUUGGCUGAUCUAGAAAAGCAGCGAGAUUGUUCUCAAGACCUUUUGAAGAAAAGGGAACAUCACAUUGAACAACUGAAUGAAAAGUUAAGCAAAACAGAGAGAGAGUCCGAAGCUUUAUUGAGUGCUUUGGAAUUAAAGAAGAAGGAAUAUGAAGAACUGAAAGAAGAGAAAACUCUGUUUUCUCGCUGGAAAAGUGAAAAUGAACAACUUUUAAAUCAGAUGGAAUCAGAAAAGGAAAGCUUGCAGAGUCAAAUCAAUCACUUGGAAACCUGUCUUAAGACACAACAAAUAAAAAGUCAUGAAUACAAUGAGAGGGUAAGAACACUGGAGAUGGAAAGAGAAAAUCUAAAUGUUGAGAUCAGGAACCUUCACAAUGUGAUAGACAGCAAGGCUGCGGAGGCAGAGACACAGAAGAAAGCUUAUGGGGAACUACAACAGAAAGCUGAAUUCUCAGAUCAGAAACAUGAGAAGGAAAUAGAAAAUAUGUGUUUGAAAAUUUCUCAGCUUACCGGGCAAGUUGAAGAUCUAGAACAUAAGCUUCAGUUACUGUCAAGUGAAAUCAUGGACAAAGACCAGCGUUACCAAGACUUGCAUGCUGAAUCUGAGAGCCUCAAGGAUCUGCUAAAAUCCAGAGAUUCCUCUGUGGUGACAAACGAGGCUCAUCAGAGAAGUCUUCUGGCAUUUGAACAGCAGUCCGCAAUGAAUAAUUCCUUUGCAAAUAUAACUGGAGAACAAGAAAGCGUGCCUUCAGAAAGAAGCGAAUGCCAUUUAGAAACAGACCAAAGUCCAAACUGUUCAUCCGUGUUACAAAACAGAGUCGUUUCUCUUGAAUUCUCAUUAGAGUCUCAGAAGCAGAUGAACUCAGAUCUGCAAAAGCAGUGUGAGGAAUUGGUACAAAUCAAAGGAGAAAUUGAAGAAAAUCUCAUGAAAGCAGAACAGAUGCAUCAAAGUUUUGUGGCUGAAACAAGUCAACGCAUUAGUAAGUUACAAGAAGACACUUCUAUUCAUCAGAAUGUUGUUGCUGAAAGUUUAGUUGCCUUAGAGAGCAAGGAAAGAGAGUUACAACUUUUGAAUGAAAAAUUAGAAACUGGGCAGGCAGAGAUUCAGGAAUUGAAAAAGAGCAACCAUUUACUUCAGGAAUCUCUAAAGGAGCUACAGCUUUUGUCUGAAACUCUGAGCCUGGAGAAAAAGGAAAUGAGUUCCAUCAUUUCUCUAAAUAAAAAGAACAUUGAAGAGCUGACCCAGGAGAAUGGGACUCUCAAGGAAGUUAAUACAGCCUUAACCCAAGAGAAGGUGAGCUUGCGCCAAAAAAAUGAGAGUUUUUCAAACUGUAUAGAUGAAAGAGACAAAAGCAUUUCAGAGUUAUCUAAUCAAUACAAACAAGAAAGACUUACUUUACUACAAAGAUGUGAAGAAAUGGGAAAUGCAUUUCAGGAUCUUAGUGAAGAAUAUAAAGCAGCACAGGUAAAGAACUCUGAAUUAGAAUGCCUGCUGAAUGAACGCGUCAGUGUUUGUGAAGAUAGAAAAAACGAGUUGGGACAGCUAAAGGAAACAUUUGCAAGGGAACACCAAGCAUUUGUAUCACAAUUAGCAUUAGCUGAAGAGAGAAACCAGAGUUUAAUACUAGAGCUGGAGACAGUGCAGCAAACCCUGAGAUCUGAGAUUGCAGACAUCCAAAACAAUUCCAAAAGGGAAGCUGAUGGUUUAAAGCAAGAAAUCAUGACUUUAAAGGAAGAACAAAGUAAGAUGCAACAGGAAGUUAAUACCUUAUUACAAGAGAAUGAGCACCUGAUAGAAUUAACGAAGAUGAAACAUGAGCAUCAAAGUCUAGAAGUGGAACCAGUUCAAGACUCUGUGAAAGAAGGAGAGAGGGAGAUAAAUACAUGUCAGCUUCUGAUGGAUCUUGAAGUUAAAGACGCUUCUGUAGACAGUUAUAAUGCACAACUGGCACAAGUAGAAACUAAAGUGAGAAACAUGGAAUUAAAACUUGAGGACAGUGAGAAGGAGGAGUGCCUACAGCACGAAUUACAAAUUAGAGGAGAAUUAGAAACUGGAGAUUUGCAACAAGACACUCAGUCACAAGAUAUUAGUGGCCUUGGAGACUUUGAAAUAGAUCCAGAGCAAAAAUAUACUUCGGUGCUUCACGAGUUGUCAACAAGUCAGCAGGACAAUGUCCACCUGCAGUGCUCUCUACAGACAGCAAUGAACAAGCUGAACGAGUUAGAGAAAAUGUGUGAAGCACUGCAGGUGGAAAAGCUUGAACUCCUAUCUGAGCUGAACGACUCAAGAUCAGAAUGUAUCACAGCAACUGAUAAAAUGGCAGAAGAGGUAGGGAAACUAGUAAAUGAAGUUAAAAUAUUAAGCAAUGAAAAUGGACUUCUCCAAGGUGAGUUCGUGAAAGAAAUGCCCGAAAGUGAAUCUGGUGAACAAAAUGAACAGACGUCUGUGUCCUUAAGUCCUUUGGAUGACAGUAAUUUCUAUGAGCACUUGACAGUGUCAAACAAAGAAGUUCAAAUGCACUUUGCUGAAUUACAGGAGAAAUUCUCAUCUUUACAGAGUGAACACAAAAUUUUACAUGAUCAGCACUGUCAGAUGAGUUCUAAGAUGUCAGAGCUGCAGUCCUAUGUUAACACACUAAAGGCUGAAAAUUCAGCCUUGUCCAUCAGUCUGAGAAACUCUCAGGGUGACUUGGUAAAGGAGGUGAUGCCAGGACCUGGGGAGGAGCGUUUACUCUCCUUGCCAUCCUCUUGUGUGAUUGACAGCCCUGGUAAUGCAAUUUUGGGAGAAUCCUCUUUUUACAAAGAUCUCUUAGAGCAGACAGGAGAGACAUCCCUUUUGAAUAAUUUAGAAGGGAAUGUUUCAGCAAACCAGUCCAAUGUAGAGGAAGUCUCUUGCAGUAGUCUGGAGGAUGAGAAUCUGACUGAGAAAGAAAUCCCCUCUGCCUCGAUGAGGAGCAUUGAAGAACUUGAGAUGCUCUGUCAGAUAUACCUACAGUCCCUCAAGAAGCUAGAAGAGAAGUUUGAAAGUCAAGGGAUUACGAAAAAUAAGGAAAUCAAAGAGCUCGAACAGUUACUGAGUUCUUCAAGGGAAGAGCUUGACUGUCUCAGGAAGCAGUAUUUGUCAGAAAAUGAACAGUGGCGGCAGAAGCUGACAAGUGUGACAGUGGAGAUGGAGUCCAAGUUGGCGGCAGAAAAGAAACACACGGAACACCUUACACUUGAGCUCGAAGUAGCGCGACUCCAGCUUCAGGGUCUGGACUUAAGCUCCCGGUCUCUGCUUGGCACUGACAUAGAAGAUGCUAUUCGGGGUGGAAGUGAUAGCUAUGACGUAAGAGAAUCGGAAGAGUAUACUUCAGAAACUAGAGAGAGGACACCAAAGCGUGAGAUUCAUCAGAUUCAUGAAAAAGAUGUUCAGCAGGACCUCAGUGCAGAGAUGGAGAAAAUAGCUAAGACUAGUGCAAUCAAACUUACAGGAGAAUGGUCCAGAGAGCAGUCCCCAGAAACCAGUCAUGAGACCCCAGUGGAAGGCACAACCCAGGGCUGUUCAGAAAGCAUUUCUGAAUUGUCACUUUCUGGUCCUGAUGCUUUGGUACCUAUGAAUUUUCUGGAGAAUCAGGUAACCAUUCAGAAUCUCCAGCUGCAGGUAAAAGAGACAUCAAAUGAGAAUUUGAGAUUACUUCAUGGCAUAGAGGAACGUGACCAAAAAGUUGAAAGCUUGCUAAAUGAAAUCAAAGAAUUAGACUCAAAACUCAAUUUACAGGAAGUACAACUGACUACCAAGAUUGAAGCAUGUAUAGAAUUGGAAAAAACAGUUGAGGAACUUAAGAAAGAAAAAUCAGAUUUAAAUGAAAAAUUGGAAUCCUUUUCUUGUGAUAACCAGGGAGUAGAAAGUUCGGGAGGCCUCACUUCUAACUUAGAAAUGGGCACAGAUAAAUUGUCACAUGAAGGUAUUGAAGAUGAUGUAGCCAAGGUGACCAAAAACUGGAGAGAGAGAUGUCUCCAUGUGGAAAAUGAGCUGCAGAGGAUCCAAGCUGAGAAAGAUAGCAUGGAGCUUCAUGCCCUCUCUGUGGAAGCCAGCUUAGAGAUAAUUCAAACGGAGAAGCUGUGUUUAGAAAAAGACAGUGAAAAUAAGCAGACAGUUAUAACCUGUCUUGAGGAAGAACUCUCAGUGGUCACAAGUGAGAGAGACCAGCUUCGUGGAGAAGUAGAUACUUUGUCAAAAGAAAACCAAGAGCUGGAUCAGAUGUCUGAAAAGAUGAAGGAGAAAAUACGAGAGCUUGAAUCUUAUCAAAGUGAAUGUCUACACUUCCAAGAGCAGCUGCAGAGUUUGGAAAAGGACUCACGGGCACUGUCUUCGGUAAGAAGUGAGCUGGAAAACCAAAUCGGACAACUGAAUAAAGAGAAAGAAUCACUCGUAAGGGAUUCUGAGAGCCUGCAGACCAAACUGAGUGAAUCACAGCAUGAAAAGCUGACUGUUGCCAAGACCUUGGAGGCUGCACUGUUGGAGAAAGGCGAGGUGGCGGUGAGGCUGAGCUCAACGCAAGAGGAAGUGCACCAGCUGAGAAAAGGGAUUGAGAAACUCAGGGUCCGCAUCGAGGCUGAUGAAAAGAAGAAGCUCCACGUCUCAGAGAAACUGAAAGAAAGUGAGCGUAGAAAUGACGCGCUUCAGGAUAAAGUUGAGACCCUUGAAAGGGAAUUGCAGAUGGCAGAAGAAAACCAAGAACUGGUGAUUCUUGAUGCUGAGAACUCCAAAGCAGAGGUGGAGACCCUAAAAACACAAAUAGAAUCGAUGACUAAAAGCCUGAGAACUUUAGAAUUAGACCUUGUCACGAUACAGUCUGAAAAAGAAAAUCUCAUGAAACAACUACAAGAAAAACAAGGUCAGGUGUCUGAAUUAGACACGUUACUCUCUUCAUUGAAAAAUCUAUUAGACGAAAAGGAGCGGGAGAAAAUACAGAUGAAAGAAGAAUCUAAAGCUGUGGUAGAGAUGCUGCAAACAGAGUUGAAAGAGCUAAGUGAGGAAGUAGCAGCCUCAUGUGAUGACCAGGGGACCUGGAAGAUCGAAGAACAGAGUCUGGACUCCCCAGUGCAGGAAGUACAUCAGCUGAGAAAUAACAUUGGAAAGCUGAAAGUCCACCUAGACACUGAUAAAAAGAAGCAGCUCCAUAUCUUAGAAAAACUGAAGGAAAGUGAGCAUCAGGCAGAUUUGCUUAAGGAUAGAGUUGAGAACCUCGAAAGAGAACUAGAGGUAUCAGGGAAAAAUCAAGAGCACAUGAUUCUUGAGGCUGAAAAGUCCAAAGCAGAGGUAGAGACCCUGAAAGCAAAAAUAGAGGAGAUGGCCCAAAAUCUGAGCGGUUUGGAAUUAGAUCUUGUCAAUAUAAGGUCAGAAAAAGAAGAUCUGACAAAAGAAUUACAAAAAAAGCAGGGUCAAGUGUCUGAAUUAGAAACAUUAAAUUCUUCAUUUGAAAAUCUAUUGCAAGAAAAAGAGCAAGAGAAAAUACAGAUGAAAGAAGAAUCUAAAGCUGCCGUGGAGAUGCUGCAAAUGCAAUUAGAAGAGCUAAACGAGAAAGUGGCAGCAUUGGGUAAUGACCAAGAGACCUGGAAGGUCCAAGAACAGAGUCUGAGUAGUCAGGUAGAUUCCCUUGAGCGUGAGAAGGCUCAAUUGCUACAGGGCCUUGAUGAGGCCAAAAGUAAUUACAUGAUAUUACAGUCUUCUGUGAAUGGCCUCAUUCAAGAAGUAAAAGAUGGCAAGCAGAAACUAGAGAAAAAGGAUGAAGAAAUCAGUAUGCUAAAAAAUCAUACUCAAGACCGAGAGCUGCUCGUCUCUAAACUGUCCCAGAUGGAAGGAGAACAGCAACUUUGGGAGGAGCAAAGAACAAAACUGGAAAAUCUGAUGGUGGAAUUGGAGCAGAAGAUCCAGGUGCUACAAUCCCAAAACGACACUUUGCAGGAUGCCUUAGAAGCUCUGCAGAAUUCUUCCAAGGAUCUGGAGAAAGAGCUUGAAUUGACAAAAAUGGAAAAAAUGUCCUUUGUUGAAAAAGUAAACACAAUGACUGUGAAGGAAACAGAGCUGCAGAAGGAAAUGCAUGCGAUGGUACAGAAAACGACAGAGUUGAAAGAAGAAUUUAGUGGGGAGAAAAACAGGCUCACUGAAGAAUUAAAUUUAGUGUCAGAAGAAAUGAAGAGCAGCAAAGGUCAACUGAAGGAGCUCAUGCUAGAAAACAGUGAAUUGAAGACGACUUUGGAUUGUGUACAUAAAGACCAGAUGGAAAAGCAAGGGAAAAUGAGAGAAGAAAUAGCUGAAUAUCAGCUACGGCUUCAGGAAGCUGAAAAGAAACACCAGGCUUUGCUUCUGGAUACAAACAAACAGUAUGAAAUGGAAAUCCAGACAUAUCAAGAGAAAUUGACUUCUAAGGAAGAAUGUCUCAGCUUACAGAAGGUGGAGAUAGACCUCUUAAAAUCCAGUAAAGAAGAGCUCAAUAAUUCUUUGAAGGCAACCACUAAGACUUUAGAAGAACUGAAGAAAACCAAGAUGGAAAAUCUGAAAUAUGCAGAUAAGUUGAAGAAGGAAAAUGAUCGUGCCCAGGGGAAAAUAAAGUUGUUGAUCAAAUCCUGUAAACAGCUGGAAGAAGAAAAGGAGAUGUUGCAGAAAGAGCUAUCUCAUCUUGAAGCUACACAAGAGAAACAGAAAGCAGGUACUGUUGUGGAUGCUAAUGUCGGUGAAUUAAUGAGUGAGAUGAAAGAACUGAAAGAAACCCUUGAAGAAAAAACCAAGGAGGCAGACGAAUACCUGGAUAAAUACUGUUCCCUGCUUAUAAGCAAUGAGAAGUUAGAGAAAGCCAAAGAGAUGUUAGAAACACAAGUUGCCCGUCUGAGUUCACAACAAUCUAAACCUAAUCUUCGAAGUUCUCCUGUGCUGAAUUCAGUUGUUCCAGGACCAUCCCCAGUCCCUUCUGCUACUGAAAAGAGGUUAUCAUGCGGCCAAAAUAAAGCUUCAGGCAAAAGGCAAAGGUCCAGUGGGAUUCGGGAGGAUGGGGGAGAAACCACACCUUCUAUACCAGAGAAGUUUUCUAAAAAAAGCAGGAAAGUGGUCAAAAGUGGUAUUCACCCUGCAGAGGAUGCAGAAGAUGCUGAGUUUGAGCCAGAGGGACUUCCAGAAGUUGUAAAGAAAGGGUUUGCUGACAUCCCAACAGGAAAGACUAGCCCAUACAUCCUGCGGAGAACAACUAUGGCAACAAGGACCAGCCCCCGCCUUGCCGCGCAGAAAUUAGCAUCAUCCCCUCUAUGUCUCGACAAAGAAAAUCUUGCUGAAACCUCCAAACCAACAGCUGGUGGCAGCAGAUCACAAAAGGUCAAGGUUACUCAACAGAGCCCCGUGGAUUCAGGCGCUGCCCUCCGAGAACCCACCACCAGAUCUCCUUCUGUCAGUAACCUUCCUGAGAGAAGUUCAGCUGACAGCCCCAGGGAGGGCCUGAGGGCCAAGCGAGGCCGACUGGCCCCCAGCCCAGAAGCUGGCCCCGAGUCCAAGGGCAGUGAGAACUGUAGGGUCCAGUAGAAGAGCCCUUGUGUAUCAGUGCCCCUGGAAGACGGCAGUAGUUGAAUAGAAAGCAGUGUGUCUGUGGGGUUUUUCUUUAUUCAGGGAGCACAUUAUCAGAGGGAAGAAAACAAUUUCUUGUAAAUCGAAUUAUUUUGGACUCUAGAUCUCCCCUGUAUAAGAAUUAGAAAACUUUGGAAGCACUGAUUACCUCUUCAUUGACAUUUCUCUUCUGUAAUGUAAAAUAGUCCUGUAUAAAGCUUCGUAGUAAUGUUAACACUUACAUGGCAAGCACUCUAUAACAACUCCUGUUUUUAUGUAGCUUUUACACUAAAAAAAUGCAAAAUACAUUUUUUACUUGCAAGGAACAGCUCCAGGGAAAAUGUAAACUUGCUUUAUGGUAUUUCCUUUGUAUAGUGUUAGGCAUGAAAUAAUUUUAGAUCAAGAAUUUCUUUGAGUUGAAUAAAACAAAGGAAAAGUAUGUUAUAUGUUUUCAAGGAGAACAUGCACACAAAUACAUAUGUGGGUGUAUUCCUCCUCUUCCAGUGUGUUUUCUAAAUCCUGGCUUAUAUCACCUGUACAUAUUUGUGUGUGGAGUGGUGGGAGUUGUGUGUUGAUUUCCAGUUACCCUGGUUGCAGGCUCCUCAAAGGUGUAGUAGAUUGAGUUUUCUGUCGUUGUACUGUUUCUUUCCAAGAACAAUUUGCUGCAGUGUUUCGGUAUGCAUUCUGAUAAAUGGUGGUCUUCUAUUAAAGUAUGGCCUCUUUUUCUAUUAAAAAAUGUACCUUUGUUUUCUGUAAAAAUGAUUCCUAAAUAUAAAUGUAUUAUGAACAUUGGUACCAUUUCUUGCCAACUUUAACAGCCUCUUACAAAAGUAGAAAUGUUUUAAAUGAUCCUACUAUAUUUAGUGAACAUAUUCAGUUAUAUUAAAAGACAUAAUUUGGAAUGUGGGUCAUGAAGAUUAUGUAGGCAUAUAAUAUGUCCAGCCAGGGCCUAGCACAUUGUGUGUACCCAUUAAAUCUCAUC
This is a messenger RNA of Hippopotamus amphibius kiboko, 10408 nucleotides long. RefSeq names its product centromere protein F (gene CENPF). Bases 175 to 9405 code for a protein of 3076 amino acids. Gene Ontology annotation, molecular function: protein homodimerization activity; transcription factor binding; microtubule binding. Gene Ontology annotation, cellular component: nucleus; chromosome, centromeric region; spindle pole. The transcript is spliced from 20 exons. The record is from RefSeq and is a predicted model, not a curated record. Lineage: Eukaryota; Metazoa; Chordata; Mammalia; Artiodactyla; Hippopotamidae. Gene Ontology annotation, biological process: mitotic cell cycle; metaphase chromosome alignment; regulation of G2/M transition of mitotic cell cycle.